Messenger RNA from Clarias gariepinus (North African catfish), 1935 nucleotides. RefSeq names its product interferon regulatory factor 9 (gene irf9). Gene Ontology annotation, biological process: immune system process; regulation of transcription by RNA polymerase II. Gene Ontology annotation, cellular component: nucleus. Gene Ontology annotation, molecular function: RNA polymerase II cis-regulatory region sequence-specific DNA binding; DNA-binding transcription factor activity, RNA polymerase II-specific; protein binding. The record is from RefSeq and is a predicted model, not a curated record. The transcript is spliced from 10 exons. Lineage: Eukaryota; Metazoa; Chordata; Actinopteri; Siluriformes; Clariidae. The coding region runs from base 393 to 1697 and encodes 434 amino acids.
CACACCCUGGAGACCGAUGUGAAUGUCAAAAAAAGAACAAGUAAAUUUUGUUCAAUAGGUGACCUUUAAGAAUGCAGAAGGGUGAGGGGUGAAAGGGGAAAAAAAACAACAAUGAGUAUAUUAUAGGUACUGUUCUGGUAUAUACCACGAUAUUAGGAACUUCCGUAUUCAGCCUACAUGUACAGUAUGUAUUAUUCUUUGCCCGUGAUUGGCCAGUGUCACUCUGAUUGACAGGGGAUACAGGGUAUGCCCCUCCCACCACGUGUGGAUGACAGGACUAGAAAUUGCGAUCGUUUGUCUGUUGCGUCACUCGGAGCCCAAGCGGACAGGGUGUUAAUCAGAAGCGUGAGUGGACUGUGGUUCUGUCCUGAUACCGUACCAUCACCGUCUCAAUGCCGUCGGGUAAAACCCGCCGUACACGCCGCCUGCGCUCCUGGAUGGUGGAGCAGGUGAGCAGUGGGAAAUACCGUGGUCUCGUAUGGGACGAUGACGAGAAGACCAUGUUCCGUAUCCCGUGGAAACACGCAGCGAAGCACGACUUCCGCAGUGAUGAGGACGCUGCUAUCUUUAAGGCGUGGGCCGAGUUUAAGGGGAAGCUGUCUGAGAACGACUCUGCUGGUCCUGCCUCGUGGAAAACACGGCUGCGCUGUGCUCUCAAUAAAAGUCCGGAGUUCAAAGAGGUCAUCGAGAGGUCACAGCUUGACAUCUCCGAGCCCUACAAAGUGUAUCGCCUCGUCCCGCUCGACGAGCAGGAUCUGCCUGAGGUGAAGAAUGAGGAAGAGGAGAAAAACACAAGGAGGGGCAAAUACAGAAAGAGGAGACGCAACUCCGAGAUAAACGAAGAGGUUGCAGAGAAAUGGAUUAAAGAAGAGGAGGAAGCUGUCGCGGUUCAGAGCAUUAGCACAGAAGUAGACACCACUAUAGGAAAUGGCAUCAUCCUUCAUCCAGAUGAACCAAAGGAGCACGCUGAUGUUAUGAAGAAUGACGAAGUCAUCGACGAAAUUCACUUUAACCUCACAGUGGAAACUGUUCCUCCUCCAGGAAACAUCAGAGAUUGUCCCUCGUUCCUCAUCAGGGUUUAUUACCUCGGAGAGGAGGUGCUGAUGAGAGAGGUGAUGAGCGAUGAUGUUCGCAUCGCUUUCGUCCCGCCGUCUCCGAGUCCGCCCUCCACAAACGGCUCGAGUUUUCUUCGAGUUCCCCUUCCCCCUCCUCCCUCCAGCCUCAAGUCCGAUCAGAUCAAGUCCAUUUCCACCCUGCUGCCGUUUAUGGACGGCGGCGUCAUUCUCACCACGUCGAGUCGAGGUGUUUACGCUAAACGUGUCUGUCAGGGACGAGUUUUCUGGAGGGGGCCGCACGCGCUUACAAACACGGCCAGCAAGAUGGAGAGAGGCGUGAAACCAACGCUGAUCUUUAACCGACAAUUCUUCAAACAAGAGUUGGAUCAGUUCCGUAGCGGAGGCAAAGAACCUGAAACUGAGACCACGUUCUGUUUUGGAGAGGAGCUUUUGGAAACGGAUGAUGUUUCUAAGAAGCUCAUCAUUAUUAAGAUCACUCUGCCCUGGGCUGAGAAGCAAAUCAAGGACAUUGCGUGGACACACUCCAUCUCCUUGCUGCAGAGUUUGGCUCAGCAAUCUCCGUCAGGAGAAAUCACGCUCAGUCUGGUGGAGCUUCCUGAACCGACGCACACUAUGCUUUAAUUUAUAUUCUGUUGUCCAUGUCACGCCUGUGUCAAUGCUUGUGAGGGAUUCAGAGUGUGCACUACACCGAGCAUUUCAGGUUCCUCCUGACAGAGAGACUGUGAAACAACAUUGUUAUUGUCUUUGAUGCUUCUGCAUUAACCAAUCCAAUUCAGUGCUUCUUAUAGUAAAACACUAAUACAUGAUAAAACACUGUUUCUAUUCAUUUCCCCCCAAUAAAUUGGUGUUUAAACAAUGA